Messenger RNA from Neltuma alba, 1573 nucleotides. RefSeq names its product UDP-glycosyltransferase 87A1-like. The coding region runs from base 68 to 1417 and encodes 449 amino acids. The transcript has 2 exons. NCBI's taxonomy places the organism in Eukaryota, Viridiplantae, Streptophyta, Magnoliopsida, Fabales, Fabaceae. The record is from RefSeq and is a predicted model, not a curated record. Gene Ontology annotation, molecular function: quercetin 3-O-glucosyltransferase activity; quercetin 7-O-glucosyltransferase activity.
GCGCCUUUCUGAAGCAGUGGAUCAUCAAUCAAGAAACCAUACUCAUUCCUCUGACUCACCGGUCACUAUGCACAGCUCCGGCGGCAAGAAACCAACGAGCUCAUGCCAUGUGGUGGCGAUGCCGUUUCCUGGCCGAGGGCACAUCAACCCCAUGAUGAACUUGUGCAAAAUACUAGCAUCCAGAAGACCCGACGAGAUCGUCAUCACUUUUGUCGUCACCCAAGAGUGGCUUGGGUACAUCGGCUCCGAUCCGAAGCCGGAUAACAUCCGCUUCAGCUCAAUCCCUGACGUGAUCCCGCCGGAGCGGGAGAAAGCGGCCGACUUUCCGAGAUUUUACGAGGCCGUGAUGACGAAGAUGGAAGACCCGUUUGAGCAGCUUCUCGACCAGCUUGAACCACCAGUGACGGCCAUUAUAGGCGACGUUGAGCUAAGGUGGCCAACGGCGGUAGGUAACCGGAGGAACGUUCCAGUGGCAGUCGUAUGGACGAUGUCGGCGUCGUUUUACACUAUGUUGCAUCGCCUGCAGAUUUUCGCACAUGACCGACCUUUGUCAGCUGAUCCUCUGGAGCAUGUGCCUGGACUUUCCUCAGCUCAUAUGGCAGAUCUACGAACAGUACUUCAUGAAAACGACAAAAGAGUUCUUCAGCUUGCAUUGGACUGUAUAUCAAGAGUUCCCAAAGCAAAUUAUCUUCUGCUCACCACAGUACAAGAGCUAGAACCUGAAACAAUUGAUUAUCUGAAGGCUACAUUUUCCUUCCCUGUCUGCCCUGUUGGCCCCACUAUACCAUACUUCGAACUUAAAUCUGGUCCUAAUGACAACCUUCAGCAUCUAAAAUGGCUGGAUUCUCAGCCACCUGAAUCGGUACUAUACAUUUCUCUGGGUAGUUUCCUCUCUGUUUCUAACUCCCAAAUGGACGAAAUUGUUUCAGCACUGAACACAAGUGGCGUCCCAUUCUUCUGGGUGGCCCGUGGAGAAGCUUCAAGGUUACAGGAGAAGUGUGGUGAUAAGGGCAUGGUGGUUCCUUGGUGUGACCAAUUGAAAGUGUUGUCUCAUUCUUCCAUAGGUGGGUUUUGGAGCCACUGUGGAUGGAACUCCAUUCUCGAAGCUCUGUUUGCUGGCGUGCCGCUUCUGACAUUUCCUCUGUUUCUGGAUCAGGUUCCGAACGGAAGUCAAAUAGUGAAUGAGUGGAAGAAUGGGUGGAAAAUAGAGAGAUCAGAGUCAGAGGUUGGUAAAGUAAUUGUGAAAAAAGAAGAAAUAUCAGAGCUGGUGAGGAGGUUUAUGGAUCGUGAAAGUAGAGAAAGGAAGCGAAUCAGAGACAGAGCAAGAGAGCUAAAGGGUCUGUGUGUCCAGGCCAUUUCGGAAGGCGGGUCAUCUGAUGGGAACCUCGAUGCAUUUCUACAAGAUAUUGCUAAGUGAUCCUUUGACCAAGCAGUGACCAUUUCUUAAGAGACGUAGCACCAAUUAAUCUUGGCUAUUUUAGGGCUUGAAAUAAAUGAUGUUUUGGGAUUUUUCUUUUUAUUUUUCAGUUUGAGAUGGUAUCAUGAUAUCAUCCAUAUGUAUUCCAGAUCGAUC